Messenger RNA from Abrus precatorius (Indian licorice), 619 nucleotides. Its product is annotated as ethylene-responsive transcription factor ERF023. NCBI's taxonomy places the organism in Eukaryota, Viridiplantae, Streptophyta, Magnoliopsida, Fabales, Fabaceae. The record is from RefSeq and is a predicted model, not a curated record. The coding region runs from base 10 to 573 and encodes 187 amino acids. Gene Ontology annotation, molecular function: DNA binding; DNA-binding transcription factor activity. The transcript has a single exon. Gene Ontology annotation, biological process: regulation of DNA-templated transcription.
GAACUGUGAAUGGACCAUCAACAACCACCGUCACCGUGCCCCGAAGAUGACGUAACCACCGUAACAGAAAAAUCCGAUAAGAGGAGGGGAGGCACGCGCCACCCCGUGUACCGUGGGGUACGGAAGCGGCGUUGGGGCAAAUGGGUGUCAGAAAUUCGGGAGCCACGGAAGAAAUCGCGCAUAUGGUUGGGGUCGUUUCCGGUGCCGGAGAUGGCGGCGAGAGCAUACGACGUCGCAGCGUACUGCCUCAAAGGUCGAAAAGCGCAGCUCAACUUUCCCGACGAGGUGGAUCACCUGUCGCUUCCGUCGACCUGCACGGCCAGAGACAUUCAAGCGGCCGCGGCCAAGGCGGCGCAUAUGAUGAAAGCUUCGCCUGAUGAGAAGAGUGGCAUUUCGUCCGACGGAGACAGCGCCGGCGACGAUUUUUGGGGCGAGAUUGAGUUGCCGGAGCUGAUGGGCGGCGAGUCUUGCUGGAGUUCUCCCGGCGGUUCUUCGUGGAAUUCGGCCGGCGACAUCUCGGCGUGGCCGGAGGUUGAGCUUUUGCCGCAGCAACCGUUCAUGGCGUGUCUAUAAUCUAUAUCUGUAUUAAUGCUGCUCAGUGGUUGGUAUGUUUCUUAUA